Molecule: messenger RNA, 1146 nt
Organism: Tripterygium wilfordii
Lineage: Eukaryota; Viridiplantae; Streptophyta; Magnoliopsida; Celastrales; Celastraceae
Product: protein LIGHT-DEPENDENT SHORT HYPOCOTYLS 5-like
Exons: 1
Coding region: 286-966 (226 amino acids)
Biological process (GO): response to light stimulus; mRNA transcription
Cellular component (GO): nucleus
Source: RefSeq, a predicted model, not a curated record
UCUUUUUACGUCCCAUCAUCGAACCCUCUCUCUCUCUCCCUCUGUAUUUCCCUCUGGAUUUCCCUCAAAAACCCUCACCAAUAAAGAAAAACUCACUACUCUUUCCCGUGAAAGAUCCCACUCGAUCAUAAACAAACCUCAUAAUUAAGCAGCCCUCCCCUCCCCUCAAGUUUUGUAGCUACAAUUCGAAGGAGCAUCAUCAGCACAAGCAUAUAUAUAUGUAUAUAGAGAGUUGGCUCCUAACCGAUUGCGAUUGAUCGAAUCGAUUUCACCAGAUAAGUAAUCAUGGAGUCGGCAUCAGGAGGGGCGGGUCCAUCUGACCCGAACACAGAAGAGGGACCAUCAGUAACCGGGUCCGCACUACUACAAACACAACAGUCCCAAGUACACCAGCCAGAAGCUUCUUCUCCAGCUCCGCUGAGUAGAUACGAGUCACAGAAGCGAAGAGAUUGGAACACCUUCUUGCAGUACCUAAAAAACCACAAGCCGCCAUUGACGCUGGCUCGCUGCAGCGGGGCUCAUGUGAUCGAGUUCUUGAAGUAUCUUGACCAAUUCGGGAAGACUAAGGUCCAUGUAACCGGUUGCCCGUAUUUCGGUCACCCGAACCCGCCUGCUCCGUGCGCCUGCCCGCUCAAGCAAGCGUGGGGCAGCCUUGAUGCUCUAAUCGGACGGCUGAGAGCGGCUUACGAAGAGAACGGUGGACGGCCAGAAUCGAAUCCGUUUGGUGCACGUGCGGUCAGGAUUUAUUUGAGGGAGGUCAAGGAAGGGCAGUCCAAAGCUAGAGGAGUUCCUUAUGAGAAGAAGAAGCGGAAACGGCCGACUGUUACGGCCGCUUCAGUAUCGGUGACACCGAAUCAAGCAGUUAAGGUUGGUGGUGGUAGUGGUGGAGUUGAUGGAGGCGCCGCCGUUGAUGGUGGAAGUGCAACUAUUGCUACUGCUGCUAUUACUACUAGUACCUCCGUAUAGUAUUCUCUGAUCAUCUUAGUUUCUUAUAAUGCUUUUAAGAUCUGUUUUUAUUUUUAGCUGUGAUUAUAAUGAUGAGCUACAUAUGAUCUGCCGAUUCCUUAGAAAUUGAAUCGAAGUCGUUCAACUUGAGUUGAAAAUUAAAUCUAGUAAUUACCUUACGUUCAAUUAAUAAUAUCUUCA